GCAGCAGCGCUGCACGGAGCGGGUGUUCAUGAUGGCGGCGGCGGCGGAGGAGAGCGGCAGCGGCGGCAGCAGCGACUCGGGCAGCACCGCGGAGGAGGAGCGCGUCCGGCGGCUCUUCCAGACGUGCGACGGGGACGGAGACGGCUACAUUAACCGGAAUGAUCUGCUGAUGGUCUGCCGGCAGCUGAACAUGGAGGAUUCGGUGGCAGAGAUCAUGGGGCAGCUCGGCGCAGACGAGCGAGGAAAGAUCUCCUUUGAAGACUUCACACGCUGCCGCAUGCAGCUGGUCAACGAGAUCCGCAAGGAGGAAGGACAGCUAUCGCUGCUCUCCAGCGACUCGGAGAAGAGGAAACCUCACGAGUGUGUGGCCUCCUGGCCCACCAGCAGCGAGAACAGUCUAGGCGCUCGUGAGAGCUGGGAGUUUGAUUCUGGAGCUCGAGACUUACAGAGUCCAGACCUGCAGUCUCCGACACAAACACAUGCUCCGCAGCAGAGCUCGCCGUUACUCCAGAAGCUCCUGGAUCAGCCCAGCGCUCUGGAGCCUUCGGCUGGACUUCACAAGCUCCUGUCCCAGCAUCCCUCCGGCCGCGGCGGAAGCUACCUGGAGCUGGCCAAUACUCUGCAUCUGGCUGCGCUGGCGUCUCUGAAGGGCGACGUGGUGGAGCUCAACCAGCGGCUGCUGCAGACCGAGAGAGAGAGAGACAUGCUGGAGAAGAGACUGGCCAAAGCACAGUGUGAGCAGUCUCAUCUGCUGCGGGAGAACGAGGAGGUUCAGGAGAGGACGACGCUGCGCUACGAGGAGCGAAUCACAGAGCUGCACAGCAUCAUCGCCGAACUCAACAAGAAGAUAGACCUGCUGCAGGGAGCCACCAUCAGGGAGGAGGAUGAGUUUUCCGAGCUUCGCUCCGAUCUCAGUCACAGCCAGCAGGAGGUUAACGAGGACGACCGGAGCGUCGAUCAGGACCCCGACCAGGCGUCCAUCUCACUGCCUGAGAACCAGUCCACGCUGGUCACUGCAGACAUGGAUAACUGCAGUGACCUGAACUCAGAGCUGCAGCGGGUUUUGACGGGUCUGGAGAGCGUCCUCUGCGGGCGCAAGAAGAGCACAUGCAGUCUGUCCGUGGCGGAGGUGGACAGACACAUCGAGCAGCUGACCACCGCCAGCGAACACUGCGAUCUGGCCAUCAAGACGGUGGAGGAGAUUGAAGGCGCUCUGGGCCGUGAUUUCUACCCCAGUCUGUGUGAGGAGCGUGUUCGCUGGGAGAAGGAGCUGGCUGGACUCCGGGAGGAGAACGAGAGCCUGACGGCGAUGCUGUGCAGUAAAGAGGAGGAUCUCAACCGCACCAAAGCCACCAUGAACGGCAUCCGAGAGGAGCGAGAUCGCCUGCGCAGACGCGUGCGAGAGCUGCAGACGCGUCUCCAGAGCAUUCAGCCCGGCGCUCCGUCCAGUCCUGGGCGUCUGACUCCAGCGGGACGUCCCAUCAACCCCAGCACCGGAGAACUCAGCACCAGCAGCAGCAGCAACGACAUCCCCGUCGCCAAAGUGGCGGAGCGAGUGAAGCUGUCGAAAACGCGCUCAGAAUCGCUGCCAACGGAGAGAUCCAUCCUCGGCUCUGAAAUCAGCAGCAUCGGGGUGUCCAGUAACGUGGCUGAACACCUGGCUCAUUCCCUUCAGGACUGCUCCAACAUCCAGGAGAUCUUCCAGACGCUCUACUCACACGGAUCCGCCAUCUCCGAGAGCAAGAUCCGCGAGUUCGAGGUGGAGACGGAGAGACUCAACAGUCGUAUCGAGCACCUGAAGUCUCAGAACGAUCUGCUGACCAUCACGCUGGAGGAGUGUAAGAGUAACGCCGAGCGGAUGAGUAUGCUGGUGGGGAAAUACGAGUCCAACGCCACCGCGCUCAGACUGGCCCUGCAGUACAGUGAGCAGUGUAUCGAGGCGUAUGAGCUGCUGCUGGCGCUGGGCGAGAGUGAACAGGGUCUGGUUUUGGGUCAGUUCAGAGCCGCUGGAGUCAGUGCUGUGGGAGAGCAGGCGGGUGAAGAGAGCAUCACGCAGAUCCUGAAGAAAGCUCACGACAGCAGAAAGACAGCAGAGAUCGCCGCUAAAGAUCUCCUGACGCGUCUGGAUGGCAGCUGCGGAGCUGCGUUUGCGGUCAGCGGCUGCAGCGUCCAGCCCUGGGAGAGUCUCUCGUCCAACAGCCACACCAGCACCACCAGCUCGACGGCCAGCAGCUGUGACACGGAUUUCUCCAAAGACGACGAGCAGCGUCUGAAGGACUACGUGCAGCAGCUGAAGAACGACCGGGCGGCCGUCAAGCUGACCAUGCUGGAGCUGGAGAGCGUCCACAUCGACCCGCUGAGCUACGACGUCAAACCCCGCGGGGACUCGCAGAGACUCGACCUGGAGAACGCCGUGCUCAUGCAGGAGCUCAUGGCCAUGAAGGAGGAGAUGGCGGAGCUGAAGGCACAGCUGUAUCUGCUGGAGAAGGAGAAGAAAGCUCUGGAGCUGAAGCUGAGCACGAGGGAGGCUCAGGAACAGGCCUAUCUGGUGCACAUCGAGCAUCUGAAGUCUGAGGUGGAGGAGCAUCAGGAACAGAGACGCCGGUCGCUCAACUCCACCGGCAGCAGCGCUGGAGCCAAAGACAAGAGCGGGAAGGACUCUGAUUCUCCAGCGAUCAGUCUGUCUGAUCUGAGGAGUCUGAGCGACAGCGACCUCGCGGCGGAGCUCACCAGCGCCCUCAGGAGAGAGAAGAAGCUGAAGGGUCGUGUUCAGGAGUUGGUGGCGGCGUUAGAAAGACUGACUAAGAGCAGUGAAGUCAGACAUCAGCAGUCGGCGGAGUUCGUUAACGACCUGAAACGAGCAAACAGUAAUCUGGUGGCGGCGUACGAGAAAGCCAAGAAGAAGCACCAGAACAAGCUGAAGAAGCUGGAGUCUCAGAUGAUGGCGAUGGUGGAGCGGCACGAGACGCAGGUGCGGAUGCUGAAACAGCGCAUCGCUCUUCUGGAGGAGGAGACGUCUCGACCGCACACCAACGAAACCUCGCUCUGAACUCACCAAACCCUCCGGACGUCUCCGCAAAACCACACAAAAGCCAUCAUUCUGUCAUCAUUCACAGCCUGUAGGACUUUGUUCUUCUGAGGAACACGAAGCAGACGUUUCUCAGGACGUUCACGCUGCUCUUUUACACAACAGCGCCUCUCCAGAUACAAAAAGCAUCAUAAGCAUGAAACGACGGCUCAGACGUGCUCAUUUUGUCACGUAGGAGACGGCGUUUAUUUUAUACUGUUCCGUUUUUCCAAUUUAUAAUUAUGAGGUUCACAGUUUUUAUGCUUUUACUAGUCAGAUUAUGAUGAAACUACAUGAGAAAGUACAGCAGCACAGACUCAAAGAGACGAACUAGUCACAGGUUUAGUUUAAUAAUGAUAUUUCUUAGUCAUACAGUGUAGAGAAAUAGUUUUGAGCAAUAAAUGAGAACGAGGUUUCCUUCAUCUGCUGAUUAAACUCACAUCCUCGGUUUAACCGCCUCGCAGGACUAGUUAAGCCUCCGAUGAACAUUCUGUCAUCAUUUACCCAGUUAUACCUAACAUCUGGUUCAGAUUUAUGAACUGGAAAUACAGAUUGCAGACAAAUCAAGGCCGCAAGUUAUCCAUAUGAGAUGAAUUAUGAAUUAUUGAUUUGUUAAGACACCACUUAGACAACUUAUAUUGGCUGAUGAGAUGUUGAACAUCUGUAUGUUAUUUUAUCUGUAAAGUCACUUUACAAUAAAGUCUUGUUCAUAUUAUGAACUAAAAAUAAACAUUAUCUUUACUAACAUUAGUUAAUAAUUCUAAAGUUAUAAUAUUAAUAAAUGUUUAAAUUGAUCGAAGAUGCUGCUUUAGAAGUAUUUUUCAUUGCUAGUUCAUGCAAACUACUAUAAUCGAACAAAUAAAACCUUAGUGUUACCAAUUUAUCAUCAAAAUCUAGAUUUUUGUAAAAUUUCAGUGUCAUAUUUACACUUCUGCUGAUCCUGAGCAAUUUUUUAUGAGGUUUUUGCAUUAAUCAAUGAAAACAUUUCAUUUGUUCACAAGAAAUUAUUUUUUUCUUUAGAAACACAUGCACUGAUGAAUUCUGCGAACAAUAAUAAACGUAAUUUUUUAUAGCGCCUUCAAAAGUUGCAUCUCAGAGCGCUUUAAAAAAUAAAUAAAUAAAAAUGCAUUGAAAUACAAAAAGAACUAAAUUUAAGAAUAACAUGAAAUAAAAAGAAUUACAAUCACGUAAAAAUGACGCCGAAAAAGUGAGUUUUAAGAGAAGAUUGAAAAAAUGAAAGAUGGCAAACAAGUUUUGAUCAUUUCCAAAAAAUAAUAGAAUUUUCCAAGUGGAGAAAAUUUCAUUUUCAAAUAUUUUUUUCGAAGAACAUCAUUUUUAUUUCAUGCUGGAAAUCUGAUGACAGAAUCUUGCUUCAGCCUUCAUGUUGUGUUUGUUUGCAUGCAGUUUUUGGCCGAGGAAUGUAACGUCGCUCAACAUCACCAAACCUCACGUUUCAGUGUUUCCCGAGAGGUUUGAUCUCCAUCACGUUUGGCUUCCUCCUGGACGACAGAAGCACUUUUCCACAGUCUGGUGGACCGGAUCACCACAUUGCCUUCUUACAGACGAGUAUUUAUUUCUCCCUCUCCUGCAAAAUAUCAGCGAGACCUCAAACUCACGGUUUUAUACGAUCCUGCGACUGUUUACACGCUCGAGCUACAAAGCUGUUCGUCCCACGCAGAUCUAGUGAAGACGGUGAUUAUGCAUAAACGGCUUUCACUCAUAUUUAUCAGUUACAAGACUGACUUUUAAGUGCUUGACAUGGUGAAAUAUUCAAUGCAAUAGAAAUGCUUCUCUCUCGUUCGAGUACCAAUCUGCCCACAGAAAGAGGCGCUGUUAUAGAACUACUUUAAUGUGAACAAGCAUUUAAUACAAGAAUCCAUUACUCAUAAUGCAGGUUUAUUGAUCUGCUUCUGUGACUUCAUGCUGGACGAUCAAAUGUCAGCGACUGGUUCACGUUUUCAUGCUCUUUCUUUGUGCAUCAGUAAGUAAAGGAAUCCUUCCUUUCAUGAAAGUAUAUGCAUAUCCAUAAACGAUGGGCUGGAGAAACUAUAAAGGGUUUGUGAAUUGUACUUAAUUUGCACAGAUCUGUUUAUGAAUCAAAUCUUUGCAAUCAUUUUGUUUUAUUUUAAUACAGAAUGUAUUUGUUUAUAUAAUAAAGAAAUAAUGCAACGCU
This is a messenger RNA of Onychostoma macrolepis, 5240 nucleotides long. RefSeq names its product MCC regulator of WNT signaling pathway (gene mcc). Gene Ontology annotation, molecular function: calcium ion binding. The record is from RefSeq and is a predicted model, not a curated record. The transcript is spliced from 19 exons. NCBI's taxonomy places the organism in Eukaryota, Metazoa, Chordata, Actinopteri, Cypriniformes, Cyprinidae. The coding region runs from base 29 to 3049 and encodes 1006 amino acids.